CGAGCGUGCUCCUGUCAGCUGAUCAGCGAGCCGCUGCGGAAUCAAGUCGCGUCGCUGCGAUAUUUUCAUAAAAUAAACGACAUAAAGAACAUGAGACGAUAAAGUCCUACUCCGCAUCACAGAGAACAUGUCAGGAAACAGUCUGGUAUUACCCAUAGUUCUGUGGGGCCGCAAUGCUCCCACCCACUGUAUCUCCAGCCUGCUGGUGAUGGACGAUCUGGCCACCAUCAUCACCGGCUGCCAUGACGGACAGAUCUGCAUCUGGGACAUGACCUCAGAGCUGGAGAUCAAUCCCCGCGCUCUGCUGUUUGGACACACAGCCUCCGUCACUUGUCUGUCCAAGGCCAGCGCUGGAAGCGACAAACAAUACCUCGUCAGCGCCUCUGAGAACGGGGAAAUGUGUUUAUGGGAUGUCAGUGAUGGGCGCUGCAUUGAGUUCACCAAACUGGCCUGUGCUCACACUGGUAUACAGUUUUAUCAGUUCACCAUCGGCACACAGAGGGAGGGACGACUCCUGUGCCACGGACAUUACCCAGAAAUCCUGGUGGUGGACGCCACCAGUCUAGAGGUCCUUUACUCGCUCGUGUCCAAGAUUUCUCCCGACUGGAUCAGUUCCAUGAGCAUCAUCCGCUCGCACCGCACGCAAGAGGACACAGUGGUGGCCGUGUCUGUCACUGGUAUCCUCAAGGUGUGGAUCAUCACCGCUGACGUCAGCAGAAUGCAGCAGGAUCUGGACCCCGUGUUUGAGGAGGAGUCGAAGCCGAUCUACUGCCAGGGCUGCCAGAGCAUCUCCUUCUGCACCUUCACUCAGCUCUCGCUGCUGGUGGUGUGCUCCAAGUACUGGAGGGUGUUUGAUGCGGGGGAUUUCUCCCUGCUGUGUUCGGUCCCGAGCGAGAACAAUCAGUCGUGGGCCGGAGGAGAGUUCAUCGCGGCUGAUAAAGUCGUAAUAUGGACUGAAGAUGGUUGCAGCUACAUUUACAAGUUACCUGCCAGUUGUCUCCCGGCCAGCGAACACUUCCGCAGCAGCGUCGGGAAGAAGCCGGAAGGGUCCAUCCCUCCUCUGGUGUACAGCAUAGCCGACUGUGCCGACAAACAGCCGGAGGAGGGGUGGGAGGGGCCGUGUGUUGUGGUGCGUCUCCCUGACAACGCUCCCGAUCCCGAACUCUACUCUCCUGAAAUGCAAUUCCUCCAGCGGCCUCUAGAGGCACCACUGCUGAUCUGUCCCCCGGUGACGCGCUUCUUCCUGGGCCGCAGGGAGCCGCUGCUGAAGCUGUUGCUGCAGGGAGACUCUGCCGGCCGCCUGACGGUGUGGAGCAUCCCGGACGACACACCCUCACACACACUCUGCUCCGCCACAGCAGAGCUGCAGGUGUCGUCCAGCAUCAGUCUCCAGGAGGCCUUCGAUAAGCUGAUGCCGUCUCCAGCGGGCAUCAUUGACCAGCUGAGUGUCCUGGCCGGCUCCACCGCCCCGGUGAAGGUCACGGCCAGCGUCUACAUCCCGUCCCAGGGUCGGCUGGUGUGCGGGCGAGAGGACGGCAGCAUCAUCCUGGUUCCUGCCACCCAGACGGCCAUCGUUCAGCUCCUGCAGGGAGAACACAUGCUGCGCCGGGGCUGGCCUCCUCAUCGCACCCUCAGAGGUCACAGGCACAAGGUCACGUGUUUGCUGUACCCGCACCAGGUCUCGCCGCGCUAUGACCAGCGCUCGCUCGUGUCCGGCGGCGUCGACUUCUCCGUCAUCAUCUGGGACAUUUUCACGGGCGAGAUGAAGCACAUCUUUUGCGUGCACGGAGGAGAGAUCACACAGCUCAUCGUGCCUCCGGAAAACUGCAGCACGCGCGUGCAGCACUGUGUGUGUUCGGUGGCCAGCGAUCACUCCGUGGGUCUGCUGAGCUUGAGAGAGCGGAAGUGCAUCAUGCUGGCCUCCAGACACCUGUUCCCCAUCCAGGUCAUCAAGUGGAGGCCGUGUGACGACUACCUCGUGGUGGGCUGCUCCGACGGCUCCGUAUACGUGUGGCAGAUGGACACAGGAGCACUGGACCGCUGUGUGAUGGGAAUAACAGCAGUGGAGAUCUUGAACGCGUGUGACGAGGUGGUCCCGGCGGCUCUGGACUCCCUCAAUCACCCGGCGGUGAACCUGAAGCAGGCCAUGACCCGCCGCAGUCUGGCUGCACUCAAGAACAUGGCCCAACACAAGCUGCAGACGCUCGCCACCAACCUGCUUGCCGCAGACAACGCUGACAAGGGCAACCUUCCCAAAUACUCCCAUAACUCGCUGGUGGUCCAAGCCAUGAAGACGAAUGUCACGGAUCCCGACAUGCACGUGCUGUUUUUCGACGUGGAGGCUGUUAUCAUCCAGUUGCUGACGGAGGAGGCACAGCGUCCCAAUCCCACUCUCGUCUCCCCAGAGUCCCUGCAGAAAGCUCCCGGCGGGGUCGACAAGAGCGGCUCGUUCCUGGCCAAUAAGAUCUUCAAGCAGGUGAAGGAGACCAUUAAAGAAAACAUCAAGGAGCACCUGCUGGAUGAAGACGAGGAUGAAGAGGAGGAGCAGCGCCGCCGUGAGGAGAAGUCGAAGUCUCUGAGUCUCCUGGAAUACAACCUGACCAUGGACACGGCCAAACUCUUCAUGUCCUGCCUGCACGCGUGGGGCCUGAACGGGGCCUUGGACGAGGUGUGUGUGAGCCGGCUCGGGAUGCUGCGCCCACACACACCCAUUUCCUUCGGCCUGAUCUCGCGAGGCGGGCACAUGUCACUGAUGCUGCCCACCUUCAAGGACUCGCUGCUCCGCCGGCUGGCGCAGGGCUCGGUCGAGACGCUCUCCGCGUCCGAGGUCGUGGGAAAAGGGACGUACGGCGUAUCGAGAGCCGUGACCACGCAGCACCUGCUGUCCGUCAUCUCGCUCGCUAACACACUGAUGGGCAUGACCAACGCCACGUUCAUCGGAGAGCAUAUGAAGAAAGCGCCAGUCAGACCCCCAAGACCAGGAGCCCCCGAGAGCCCGAGACACAGCGGCCCUCAGGCCUCCAGCCCGGCCAUGCAAGGACAGAUCAAACAAGCUGCCGUCGCUGUUCCGUCUUCUGCUUCAGGAGUGUCUCACUCCCCCUCAGUCAAUGAAGGUUGGAGUCAGCUGGCCGCCAUGCAUUGUGUUAUGCUUCCUGAUCUUCUGGGUUUGGAUAAGUUCAGGCCUCCUCUCCUGGAGAUGCUGGCGCGCAGAUGGCAGGACCGCUGCCUGGAGGUUCGAGAGGCGGCCCAGGCUCUCCUCUUGGCUGAACUGCGCAGGAUUGGUCAGUCUGGCCGGAAGGACACCAUUGACCUGUGGGCUCCGUAUCUGCCGCAGUAUGUGGAUGCUGUCAGUUCCCCGGGAUCCGCCCCCGAAACCGGCCCGCCGGCCCCGCCCCCUGCUGAAGCCCCGCCCCCUGAGAUCAAAGCGCCAGAGGAGGAGAUAGACGUGACGGAUGAUGACAUCAGUGCAGGUUGUCUAUCUAACCUCCCGCCGAGCGCUAAGAGGAUCAGUAACUCGUACGAGGAGCGCAGGAAACAGGCGACGGCUAUCGUCCUGCUCGGCGUCAUCGGGGCUGAGUUCGGCGCGGAGAUCGAACCCCCCAAACUCCCGUCACGAGCCCGGACCAGCAGUCAAGCUCCCGAGGGCUUCGGUCUGAGCAGCGGAGGAUCCAACUAUUCACUCGCCCGUCACACCUGUAAAGCCUUGACGUUUCUCCUCCUGCAGCCGCCCAGUCCCAAACUGCCCCCCCACAGCACCAUCCGUCGCACAGCGAUCGAUCUGAUUGGCCGAGGGUUCACGGUGUGGGAGCCGUACAUGGAUGUGUCUGCGGUUCUCAUGGGUUUGCUGGAGCUGUGCGCCGAUGCUGAGAAACAGCUGACCAACAUCUCCAUGGGUCUCCCUCUGAGUCCUGCUGCUGAUUCUGCGCGCUCGGCCCGUCACGCUCUCUCUCUGAUUGCCACGGCUCGCCCGCCUGCCUUCAUCACCACCAUCGCACGAGAGGUUCACAGACACACAGCGAUGCAGUCCCAGGGCUCUCAGUCUCAGCAGAACGUUCACACCACAACUCUCGCUCGGGCCAAAACCGAGAUCCUGCGGGUCAUUGAGAUCCUCAUCGAGAAGAUGCCGUCAGACGUGGUGGAUCUGCUGGUGGAGGUGAUGGACAUCAUCAUGUACUGUAUCGAAGGGUCUCUGGUGAAGAAGAAAGGCUUGUCCGAGUGUUUCCCGGCCGUCUGCAGGUUUUAUAUGGUGGCGUAUUGCGAUCGCAGUUAUCGCAUCGCUGUCGGCGCCCGGCAGGGUUCAGUGGCCCUUUAUGAUGUUCGCACUGGGAAGUGCCAGCAUAUUCACGGGCAUAAAGGACCAAUAACAGCAGUUUCCUUCGCACCAGACGGACGUUACCUGGCCACUUACUCCAACGCUGAUAGCCACAUCUCAUUCUGGCAGAUGAACACGUCUCUGUUAGGAAGCAUCGGGAUGUUGAAUUCUGCUCCUCAGCUCCGAUGCAUCAAAACCUAUCAGGUUCCCCCGGUCCAGCCGGCAUCGCCCGGAUCCCAGAACGCCCUCAAACUCGCCCGGCUCAUCUGGACCUCCAACCGCAAUGUCAUCCUCAUGGCUCACGACGGCAAGGAGCAUCGCUUCAUGGUCUGAGGGGUCAAAGGUCGCUUUUCCUAGUGUCCAGUGGGCAGCUGUAUCCAGUUUACACUCUCCGCACCCGUUUCAUUCCUCUUUUUAUUUAUAGUGUUUGCAAUUUCCCUCUUUUUUUGACUAUUUAUGGAGACGAUAAAGGACUGCAGGUCGUUAAAACGUGUGUUUACGUGUGUUUUUGCGCUUGAAGGUCAAGCAAGGUUUUGGUCGUAUAUUUUUUUUUUAUUCACUCACUUUGUUAUAUUGUUUGAUCCACUCAAAAUCACUCACUUGAUUCACCGAAACUAUUCUAUCAUUCCAAGAUUUAUAAAUGAAUUAAAACUCACUCAAGCAUACAUUUUACUCAUGGUACUUUCUACUUGUUAAUGUCUAAAGAUCCUGUCCUGAAACGAGACUGAGAAAUUACAUUAUUUAUAAUCAAAGAAUCAUCAUUCGCACUGAAUGACUAGAAUCAUAUCGUGAUAUUGUGUAUCAUAGGAAUUAUUUUCAGGAAUGGUUUUUAUUUGAGCUUGUGGUGUAGUUGUGAAUUGUUUCGGUUAGCUUUUGUCUGUUUGUGUUUGUGUGAGUCGCUGGUUGGUGUGAAAUACACAUGUAAAAACAUCAGUCUUGUUCGCUUCUUUCCCACCUCUGCACGCCGUCUGCUGUAAUCCACAGAGCGAGACAUACAGACGACUUCAGUGUUUCAAGAAAGCAGAAUAUAUUUGGUAUUUCAUCUCCAAAUCAAAA
Molecule: messenger RNA, 5368 nt
Organism: Pimephales promelas (fathead minnow)
Lineage: Eukaryota; Metazoa; Chordata; Actinopteri; Cypriniformes; Leuciscidae
Source: RefSeq, a predicted model, not a curated record